Messenger RNA from Parnassius apollo (apollo), 1350 nucleotides. The record is from the annotation of a GenBank genome assembly. Lineage: Eukaryota; Metazoa; Arthropoda; Insecta; Lepidoptera; Papilionidae.
AUGAUUGGUAAAGUUAUCACUCGGUUUUGGAAUUUGAUUCAAUUAUUUGAUGAGAAAACCACCGAUCAUGUUGCAAAUGCCGAAAAACUUUUUAAUACUGUUAUAGGUUCAUUUCAAAAGUAUGAGAUUCCUACGGAAAACAUCAUAGGUUUCGGCUCUGAUGGAUGCAACACAAUGAUGGGAUGUAACAAUUCAGUUUCAAGUCGAUUUCGUCAACGUUGUCCAGGCAUAAUUGUGAUCAAAUGCAUUUGUCAUUCUCUGCAUCUUUGCGCUAGUGACGCAUGUAAAGAGCUUCCACUAAAUUGUGAAAAAAUGGCGCGAAAUAUUUAUAAUUAUUUUAAAUCCAGUAGUAAAAGGCAGAGUGAGUUGAAAGAGUUCCAGUAUUUUGCUGAGGCGGAUGUGCACAAAAUUCUAAGACCAGCCCAGACUAGAUGGUUGUCUUUAAAUGCAGUAGUGCAAAGGAUUCUGGAACAAUGGGAUGUAUUACGUCUUUAUUUCAAUAGCAAAUGGCUGGAAGAAUCGGAGUGCCACGAUAUUCAUGCAUGCCUGAAUGAUCCCAUAAUCAAGGCUUAUUACUAUUUUUUGGCUUGGAUGUUGCCAAAAUUUACAACAUUAAAUAGCUGUUUUCAGAGCGAAUCUAUUUUAAUUACGAAACUACAUGGGAAAAUGACAGCUUUUUAUAAAGAACUGUUACUAUUGGUUUUACACAGAAAUUAUGUAAAUUCCGCUCCUAUUGAAACUAUAGAUCCAAUGACAGAAAUAAAUCACAAGGACCUAAAAGACAUAUAUCUAGGUUUAGGUGUCCAGAAAGAACUAGAUUCUGUUGAAAAUGAAGAAAGAAAGUUAACUCUCAGAAAGAUGUGUAAAAAUUUUAUUAUUAGAGCUUGUGUGGGCCUUCGUAAACGAUACUGUUUUAAUGACAAAAUUAUGACAGAAAUAGCAAAAUUUGAUCUAGAGAAAGUAAUUUCUGAUGACAGGGAAGAGUCAGUUUCGUCGUUAUUUCCAUUACUGCCCAGAAUUGCCCCAACUUCAAUCCAACAUCAACAAGAACUAGAUGAUGAGUGGCGGAAGUUGCCGUUAUACUACAAAGAUUUGGAUUUAAGUCAACCCCCUGACGUAUUUUGGCACCAGGUCGCAGAACUGCGUGACCAACAUCGAGAAGGGAAUACCUAUUUCCAACACUUGCCAAAAUUUAUGUUGGCCAUUUUGUCUCUGCCACACUCGAAUGCUGAGUGCGAAAGAUAUUUGCAUUACUCUCUACCGAGACGGAGUAUUUUCUACUGUGCGUGCGGUGUUCAAAUAAUUCGCUUUAAGAAAUUUGAGCAAAAAGAUCCAAAAAAUCAAGCAUAA